This is a messenger RNA of Pyrus x bretschneideri (Chinese white pear), 1853 nucleotides long. RefSeq names its product zinc finger CCCH domain-containing protein 6. Gene Ontology annotation, molecular function: metal ion binding. The transcript is spliced from 5 exons. Bases 284 to 1669 code for a protein of 461 amino acids. The record is from RefSeq and is a predicted model, not a curated record. Lineage: Eukaryota; Viridiplantae; Streptophyta; Magnoliopsida; Rosales; Rosaceae.
GACCACCAAGUUACCAACACCCACCCACACUCGAAGCGACGACGCAUCGCCUCUAAUCUUCUUCCCGGUUUCAAAAAUUAGGGUUUCAAUUUCCAAAAUUUGUAUAAAUCGGACCGGUAAUUUUACAAAUUUGUAGGAAGAAUUUUGUGUAAAUUGAGAUUAUGAGAAUGAAUUUGAAGCGGUCGAGGAAAUCGAAUUCGGUAUCUUGGGCUUCUGGACCCGAUCUUCGUCAGGACAUACAAUGAAAUGCUGAACCGUCGUUUCAACAUUUUCCUGCAGUCGGAUGCUUUUUCUGGUAAAGCUGUUCUCUUCCGAAGAUUGUCCUGUGGCCGUUGGCGUGAAAUAUCAACAUCAUCUUCAAGCAAAGGUGUCAUAUAUGUCGCGUUCAGCUCCUAUAGAACAUGAUUUUCCCCCCGGGUUUGAACGCUGUGUUCCUGUGAGACAACCAAAAGUGGAACGGCCACUCAUCCGUCAGAUUCAAUGGAAAUGCCCUUCCAAGUUUGUCGUGAAUGAUGCCUGGCAAGUGGCAGCAGGUGAGGAAAGUGAGGAAGUCGAGGCUCAAAAGUUGAGAGCGACGAGAGUGCUCGAAGCAGUUUAUCCUCGUCUUUCUGCAAUUCCCCCUAACCCCUCUGUUUCUGCGGAUGUAAAAGCUGAGCGUUGUGACGAUAGGCUCACUCCAUCUGCCCCCCUUAUUCCAAUUGAAGAAAUUGAAGAAGAGUCCCAGAAUUUACCAUCAUCUGAUAUGGAAUUGGAUUCCGAUGUAGAAUGUAAGCCACCAGCCUUGCCCCAAGGUCUGCCCACGUCUCCUCAGCAAAUUGCCGAUGAUAAACCAUCGCUAGGAAACUUACCUAGCCAAAAUGCGGAUGUGAUUGCUGCUGCAGUCGCAUUGACUGCAAUCGUCGAAAGCACAGAGAAGGGAAGUUUGAUUGAUACUGAUUUGCUCAUUAAACUUCUAAGUGACCCGAAAAUGAUCCAGAAAUUGAUUAACGAACCCGGAUCACCAGCCAAACUAGGAGAUGCACCAACCAACUCCUUUACUGCACCCAUGCCAAAGACAAAAGUUCCAUCAGUUCCCUCAUCUCUUCCAAAAACUGAUAUGCUAACGACUGCAGGUGGAAACUUGUUCCCUAUGGCAGGUACAGUGGGACUGGGAACUACUAUGAAUGCAAUCCCUCUUCAAUCAGGUAGUGUUCAAAUGUCCGGGUUGAACCGACCCGUACCAUCACCACCCGUGCCCGUCCCAAAUCAAAUUCAAACACAACCCACCAUCGGUGCAAUGACUUAUCCGAACAGAGCUCCAUCACCGGCAUUCCUCGUCAGGGAAGCCCCGCUCCCUCCGGCGAAGAAUAUCAACAACUGUAAGAACCUCAUCAUGCAACAUGGAGCGGAAAAGCAAGGAAUCCCGUACCCCUUUGUUGCACAAAAACAAAGUGGUAACAAAUUUAAUCUCUCGAAAGACAUGAAAAUGGCACGAAACUUUAAACCAGAAGGAAAGAAACCAAAGAAGCCAAAACAGUGCAAGUACUUUAAGGGCUCCAACGGAUGCCGUAACGGCGUUAAUUGCAAAUUCCAGCAUAACAUGCCGCCUCAAUGGGGUAACGGUAACCUUAUUGGGGGCCGUAUUGCAAAGAGAGCGAAACCUAAUGGGGUUAAUACCUUAAGGAUGUGAAAAUCCUAUAAAAUUUGGAGCGCCAUUUUUAAUUUCUGUACAGUUUGCACACUGAAACUUGGGGCGGUUGGGAACCCGAGACACAGGCUAUAGGGUUAGUUUUCAAAUUUUGUAUUUGUAGGCGACCACUGAGUAGAUUUUUGGCAUUUUUUUGAGAUUAAUGAAAAAUUGGUGUUUUUAUUGU